UUUGUUCCCUUUGGAGGCCCUUUCUCUCACUCUGGAGUCUGGGCAUCUUAAAGAGAGCAGAAAUACAAAGUAACAAAGAGGACCAAACAAAUAUAAAAACAUUCAUGUUCCUUUCGUAAUCUGAAAGCCAGAAAGCUCAGUUAAGAAGACAUUCAAAAUCGUGGCUCUCUCUCCAGUGCGAUAAUCUCCAUUUGGUGCUGUGAGUUCAAUGUUCGGUUUCGUGUUUUGUUUGCUGUUUUAGUUUGGAGUUGACAUCGACUAUUGGUUUUUGGAUGAUUCAUAGUUGCAGAGGGUGGAGUUUUGGAAUCGUCAGCGUCAGCGUUUCGAGUUUGUUAUGUCAGGGAAAGGAAGGGGGAUUGCUGUAAAUACCUUGAGAGCAGUUCGACAGCAUUAACUUUCGAAUAUACAUUGUGACUUCUGAGAUGGACCGCGGUUGGCCCUGGAAGAAAAAAACAUCUGAUAAGACCAUAACUGAGAAAACAGCGGCUACAUCAGGUUCUGAUAAAGCUUCUUUGGCCUCAGUUGCAUCUCUAAGUGAUAAGGAAAACUACAACAAGGUCAACUAUGUUCAAAUAUCUUUGGACUCGUAUACACAUAUGACUGGGUUUGAAGCUCAAGUUAAUACAUUGGAAGGACAAGUCAAAAUAUUGGAGGAUCAAGUAAAGGAUUUGAACAAAAAGUUGUCUGAGGCUCAUUCAGAGAUCACUAUGCAAGAAAGCCUAGUUGAACAGCAUGCCAAAGUUGCUGAAGAAGCUGUUUCAGGAUGGGAGAAGGCUAAUGCUGAAGCUCUCGCACUGAAACUUCAACUUGAAUCCAUCACACUCUUGAGGCUUACAGCUGAAGAUCGAGCUUCCCAUCUGGAUGGUGCUCUCAAAGAGUGCAUGAAGCAGGUAAGAUGUGUGAAGGAAGAAAAUGAACAGAGAUUGCAUGAAGUAAUUCUUACUAAAACCGAGCAAUGGGACAAGAUCAAGCUUGAGCUUGAAGGAAAAAUAGUUGAUUUAGAUCAAGAACUUCUUAGGUCGAGUGCUCAAAAUGCUGCUCUUUCAAAGUCACUGCAAGAUCAUUCAAACAUGCUAAUGAAAAUCAAAGAAGAAAAAUUUCAAGCAGAGGCCAACAUUGAACAUCUGAAGGGAAACAUUCAGUCAUAUGAAAAAGAAAUAAAUUCAUUGAAGUAUGAGCUGCAUAUAGUUUCUAAGGAGCUUGAUAUUCGAAAUGAGGAAAAGAACAUGUCUAUAAAGUUAGCAGAAGUUGCAAACAAGCAACACUUGGAAUGUGGGAAGAAAAUUGCAAAGCUGGAAGCAGAGUGCCAAAGACUUCGUGGCCUCGUCCGCAAGAAAUUGCCUGGGCCUGCUGCAUUGGCUCAGAUGAAGCUGGAAGUUGAGAAUUUAGGCCAGAAUUUCCAUGAACCUCGACUAAGGACUCCAGUUAAGAGUCCUAACCUACAUUUGUCUCAAUUAUCAGAGUUUUCAAAUGAAACAUUGCAGCAAAACCAAAAGGAGAUUGAGUUUCUUACUACUCGUUUAUUGGCAAUGGAAGACGAAACAAAGAUGCUGAAAGAAGCUUUGGCUGCUCGUAACCAUGAACUGCAGACUUCAAGAAGCAUGUGUGCAAAGGUAGCUGGCAGACUUAAGAGCCUAGAAGCGCAACAGGAUCUUCUUCAACAGAGAAGCUCUCCAAGAUCAAAUUAUGGGGUCCCUACUGAAGGUUCCUCAAGUCAAAAUGGUAGCAAUCCUGCCAGUGUAGCUUCAACGUCUGAAGAUGGGAUUGAUGAAGAAGGAAGCUGUGUGGAGUCUUUGGCAACAUCUUUGAUCUCUGAUCUCCCCCAUUGUAGGGGGAACAAGAGGCUUGGAAAAUCUAGGAAACACAAUAACUUGAAUCAUUUGGAUUUAAUGGAUGACUUUCUAGAGAUGGAGAGAUUGGCACAUUCAUCAAAUCACUCUAAUGGGGUCAGUUCCAUCAUAAAAGAUUUAAAUAAUGAGAAGGGUGAUAUUGCAUGCCACAGCACAUUAGUUGAUGUUGCAAAGAGUGGGAACCUUCCAUCUGAAUGGCCAACUGAUUCAAAUUCAUCACCAAAUCAGGUUUCUUCCUGUUUGGAAUCUUCAGCAAUUGAACAUGGUCUUUGUGUGGAUCACCUUCUCUUGUUGAAACUCCAAUCAAGAAUUUCAAUUAUACUUGAGUCUCAAACCACGGACACUGAUAAGGGUAAGAUUUUGGAAGAGAUCAAAUGUGCUAUGCAGGAUAUACAAGAUUCUAUGCAUCAGCAGUCGGCAAGUUGUUUUUAUGAGGGAACUCAUCCUGAUGAUGCUUCACACAAUUGGGAAGCUUGUCCUCAAGAUACUAGGGAAACCAAAGAUAGCAAGAUCUUGUUGGGUGAGGAUGGUAAACCCUGUACAGGUAAGGAACAUGUUAUAAACCAAAAUUUGGUGGCUGCUGUUUCCCAAAUUCAUCAAUUUGUAUUAUCUCUGGGCAAGGAAGCUAUGCAAGUUCCAGAUACUUCUACUGUGAGAAAUGAGAUAAUUAAAAAUAUCGAGGACUUCUCUACCUCUGUUGAUAAAUUCCUGUUCAACAAACUAAGUUUGGUGGAAUUUUUCCUUGGUCUUUCUCAUAUUUUGAUCAAAGCUAGUGAGCUGAAAUCUAGUGUCCUGGACUGUAAGGGUCAUGAAGGAGAAACUACUACUUUUGACUGCAUUGACAAGGUUGCUUUGCUAGAGAAUAAGGUGGUUAAGGAUGAGUCAUCAAGACAGGGAUUUCCCAGAGGGUGUGAUUACAAUUCUCAUUCCACUUCUGAUCCUGAGAUUCUGCAAGAAGAAAACUUAAGUCCAGGUUUUUGGUCUGAUCUCUCAUCAUGUAAAUGCUCAUUAAAGGAUUUGGAACUGCUGCAAUCAUGUAAAGAUAACAUGGAAAUGGACUUAGCUAGGUGCACUCAGGAUCUUGAGAGCACAAGGUUGCAAUUAAAGGAAAUGGAGCAGCUUCUAACAGAAUUAAAAUCACAGUUGGCUUUAUCACAAAAAUCAAGAAGCCUGGCAGAGACUCAGCUGAAAUGUAUGACAGAGUCUUAUAAAUCACUUGAAUUGCAUGCACAGGAAUUAGAAGCUGAGGUGAUCAGUCUACAAGAAAAAAUGGAGAAUCUAAAUUAUGAACUUCAAGAAGAAAAGGACAGUCAUCAGGAUGCUUUGGCCAGGUGUGAGGAUCUUCAAGAGCAACUGCAAAGGGUCAAGAGCCAUUCCAUGAGCUUGCUAUCUUCUGCUGCAGAAUUUGAUGUGAAGUCUACACAGGAGAGAGAGAUAGCAGCUGCAGCAGAGAAGCUUGCAGAGUGUCAACAGACCAUAGACAUUCUUGGCAGACAAUUGAAAUCUAUGCAACCUCAAAGCAAGUUCAUUGAGUCCCGGGAUAGCAGGAGGCUUCAAUCGAAUGAGGGCUUAGUAGGAGAUAAACCAUGUCAUAGUGUUUCAAAGAAACAAGCCGUCUUCAACUCCAGUGAAUUUUACCAGGCUGAUAUGCUCCAUGCUAGUCCCACAGCUACACAAGACAUGGGUGAGAAGCUCCUGCAUAUUUCAAAUUCUCCAUCUAGUCCAUCCAACGUUGAACCAAACCUGUUACCAAGAUCUCCAAUAAGCCCAAGCCACCAUCACAAUAAGCCUAAAAAGUCAUCUUCCUCUUCUGCUAUGUUGGCGCCUGAGAAACAUCUCCGUGGUUUCAGUAGCUUCUUUGCUUCAAGAGGGAAGAAGGGGAAUGGGCGGUAGCAUCCCCGAGCAGUAAAUAGCAGUUCAAGUAAAAUGGAUCUGCUUAGAAGUUCACAGCAUCAGCCAAGAUGUACAACUUUCCUUAGCUUAAUGGAUAGCCACUUGCUACCAAUAGGAAAUUCCUUUGUUAAAUUGUGUAAAUGGCAAGAAUUAAGAUGGUAUCUGGAUAUUAGAUUUGGCCAGUUACAUUUUUCAUACAUUAC
Molecule: messenger RNA, 3946 nt
Organism: Vitis vinifera (wine grape)
Lineage: Eukaryota; Viridiplantae; Streptophyta; Magnoliopsida; Vitales; Vitaceae
Product: filament-like plant protein 4
Exons: 7
Coding region: 423-3743 (1106 amino acids)
Source: RefSeq, a predicted model, not a curated record